Phodopus roborovskii (desert hamster) is the source of this 1351-nucleotide messenger RNA. RefSeq names its product chromosome unknown C1orf35 homolog (gene CUNH1orf35). Lineage: Eukaryota; Metazoa; Chordata; Mammalia; Rodentia; Cricetidae. The coding region runs from base 59 to 844 and encodes 261 amino acids. The record is from RefSeq and is a predicted model, not a curated record. The transcript has 7 exons.
GCGGGAGUCCGACGCCCGGGGUUGCGGGUCCUGGAGAUUGUGUAGCGGCUCCGUCGCCAUGUUCGGCUCCAGUCGCGGCGGCGUGCGUGGCGGGCAGGACCAGUUCAAUUGGGAGGAUGUGAAGACCGACAAGCAGAGAGAGAACUACCUAGGCAACUCGCUGAUGGCGCCAGUGGGCCGCUGGCAGAAGGGCCGCGACCUCACCUGGUACGCGAAGGACCGCGCACCGUGUGCCGGCCCGAGCCGUGAGGAAGAGCUGGCGGCCGUGCGCGAGGCGGAACGCGAGGCGCUGCUGGCCGCAUUAGGUUACAAGAACGUGAGGAAACAGCCCACCGGCCUGAGCAAAGAGGACUUCGUAGAGAUCUGCAAACGGGAAGGAGGCGACCCUGAAGACAAGGGCGUGGACCGGCUGCUGGGCCUGGGCAGUGCCAGUGGUUCCGCAGGCCGUGUGGCACUAUCCCGGGAAGAUAAAGAGGCUGCCAAGCUUGGGCUGUCAGUGUUCACGCACCACCGCGUGGACAGCGAAGGCCCAAGCACCACCCCAUCUGCUGCCAGGAAGAAGCCUCGUGCUGAGGACAAGGCUGAUCUGGAUACAGAGAGCCACAAGAAAAGCAAGAAAGAAAAGAAGAAAAAAAAGAAGAAACACAAGAAACACAAGAAGAAGAAAGACAAAGAACACAAGAGGGAGACUGACAGCUGCCCAUCCUCUCCUUCUCCUCCUCGGCCCAGACACCAGAGACAUGAUUCUGACUUCUCCCCCUGCUGUAAGAGGAAGCGGGGACAUAGCCAAGACAGUGGAAGGAGUCCAUCCCGCAGACGACAAGACAGAGGCUCUGAUGACUGAGAAUGUGGCUAAACCAAAGGACACCAGAACCUUGGUUGCCCUGAACUGGGACCCUGCCCACCACCAAGCUCUGUGGGGGUCUAUAGAGUAAUCACUGGAUGCCAAGUGGCUACCAGCCUUCUCCCUACUUGCCCAGACUAACCACUCCAUCCCUGUCUGGGAUAAGGCAGGUGGCUGCUCUCUGAUAGGAUUCUGAGUUAAGCUUGUUGGACCUUAGGAUAUAUCUUGCCAUUUGGAGGCAACUUAUGUGGCAACUACUCCAUGUUGCUGAGUGGGUCCUACGUGACCAGAGCCCAGUGAUUCUGUGAUUUACCUUGCCUCCAUGCCAAGGAAGAUAAUACAGUUGCCUAGGAGACUAAGGCCAGAUUCCUGUUUCUGCCGCCACAGUCCAGGCCCUUAAGGUUUAUGGGUGUGUGUGUGUGUGUGUGUGUGUGUGUACAUCUGGUUACUUCUACUUUUUGUACCAACCCACUUUGUACAUAAGUAAAUGUAUUUUAAAAGUAUAAA